AUGGAAUGGGCGCAAGCAACAUCAAUGUCGCUAGGUUAUGUCCUAGUCAAGGGUAGAUCAAACAAAGAUGUAGAGGAUGACGUUUCUAAAGUAUUACUCAUUUGUGAUCGUGGUGGAACAUACCGUAAGAGGAGUAAGGGCAUCAAAACGAGUUUUUCAAAAAAAUGUAAUUGUCUAUUCAAAUUGCAAGGUUAUUAUUCGGAUUCAUAUGGUUGGAGGGUAAAUGUGAUAGAUCAUACACAUAAUCAUGACAUAGAUGAUGUAUAUGGUCAUGCAUUUGCUAGACGUUUUUCUCCAGCCGAAGAAGAAUGGGUACGGAGACAGUAUUACUUAAACCUGAAUGCGCAAGGUAUUUUUGAUGAUUUGAGAAAGGAAUUUCCAAACAACCUGUCUCUCAUCAAAGAUGUACACAACUUACUGGAAAGAAUAAGAAACGAAGAGGCCCAGACGAUUGGAAAUAAUCUAAUGCAGGUGCUUUUGUCAGUGCUACAACAAUUCCAUUACACUUAUGAGUAUACAACGGACGUAUAUUCAAACCGGAUGGAAAAUCUGUUUUUUAUGCACCCAAAAUCAUUUGAGAUUUGA
Erigeron canadensis is the source of this 585-nucleotide messenger RNA. RefSeq lists its product as uncharacterized. NCBI's taxonomy places the organism in Eukaryota, Viridiplantae, Streptophyta, Magnoliopsida, Asterales, Asteraceae. The coding region runs from base 1 to 585 and encodes 194 amino acids. The record is from RefSeq and is a predicted model, not a curated record. The transcript is spliced from 2 exons.